This is a messenger RNA of Scylla paramamosain (green mud crab), 3596 nucleotides long. Its product is annotated as mitochondrial DNA helicase-like. Lineage: Eukaryota; Metazoa; Arthropoda; Malacostraca; Decapoda; Portunidae. Gene Ontology annotation, biological process: mitochondrial DNA replication. Gene Ontology annotation, cellular component: mitochondrion. The record is from RefSeq and is a predicted model, not a curated record. The coding region runs from base 366 to 3368 and encodes 1000 amino acids. Gene Ontology annotation, molecular function: single-stranded DNA binding; ATP binding; 5'-3' DNA helicase activity. The transcript is spliced from 24 exons.
ACGUAAAUAUGUGACGUCAUCAGCCGGGACAUGGCGCCGGCCAGUCUGCUGUCUCUCAAUAUUUAUCGUAAUUUACAGUGUUUUUCUUGUGUGAGGAGCAGACUACUGGGGUGAUUUGUGCACAGUGACGUCAUUAGCACAUGGCGUCACCACCACCACCACCGCCGCCGUCAGCUGGUAGGGAAGGCCGGAGGAGAGGCUGAGUGACGGAUAAUCUGUGGCCACCUGUUGUUUACCUGCCAAUAACUCACGACUCACAGUAAGAGCGACAUUGAUCAACACAAGGCUGAUAACACCAAGGUACACACCAGAUCAAGAAGCAACACCAAGGAGGUCACUCACAUCGCACUAAACAACGAGUGACAAUGCUGGAGAUUAUAAUGAUCGUGUACCAGUAUGUGCUGCUGCUGUGUGACUUUGCUGCAUUGCUGUGGCGGUGUGUGGUGUUGACCCUGACCGCAGUGUGGCGCACCAUCAGCCCAGCACCACUAGCAUCACUGGCGGGGGAAAUCGUGCUGGUGACAGGGGCAGGACACGGCAUCGGCAGGGAGCUUAGCCUACAGUUUGCAAGGCUCGGUGGAAGAGUGGUCUGUUUGGACGUCAACGAGGCAACAAACAGGAACACAAAGGAGGACAUACUGAGAGAGGGUGGAUCUGCGUGGGCGUUUAAGUGUGAUGUUGGUAACAGAGAUGAAGUGAAAAGUGUGUGUGCCAAGGUCAGGCAGGAGGUCGGUGAGGUCACAGUGCUGGUCAACAAUGCCGGGAUCAUGCCCUGCAAGCCAUUCCUGCGACACACGGCAGACGAGGUCAUCGAUGUUUUUCGCGUCAACGUUUUCGCGCAUUUUUGGCUGGUGCAGGAGUGGCUACCCAGCUUCCUAGAGGCAGGGAGAGGCACCAUUGUCGCCCUGUCGUCAAUUGCAGGGCUGGUGGCGACUUCCAAUUUAGCUCCUUAUUGUGCUACGAAAUUUGCUGUCAGAGGGCUGAUGGAGGGGCUGACGGAGGAACUGAGAUACGCGAAACGGCAUCCAAACAUCCAGUUGACGUCUGUGUAUCCGUUUGUCGUGGAUACCGGCCUGGCCCAGCGCCCUCGGAUCAGGUUCCCAUCCCUCAACCCAGUGACCUCAGCCAGCCAAUGUGCAGCGCUGGUCAUCGAGGGGGUCAGGAGGGGAGAGGAAGUCAUCUGCAUACCUACCAAAGACUAUUAUGGGUCACUGGCUUGUCAAUGCUAUGCCGAGGGAAGUCCGCAAAGCCUUCUUAGAUUUUAUGGAUACUGGCGUGUAACCAAUAAGUACUUAAAUACCUCCCUAUGCCUUUUAAGUACAAUGGCCACUUAUCAAAGGCUGAGUGGCUUACUUAGAACACUUAAACAGCCCCUUAAGUACCCCGCUGUUAAGUAUGGGGCGAGAAACACUUAUAUUUCCCUGCCAAAGUUGAGAUUUUCGUUACUAAUGGGGUCUGGUGGCGCUGGUGGUGGCGGUAGUGGUAGAUGUUUACAUAUUGGCAACGUGUUUAAACAAAGGGAUAUUCCUGAGUAUCUUCUUGGUUAUAUAAGCCAGGUGACAGCGGAGAGUGACCUUCUGGGAGACGAAUUGGAGGAGGAGGAGGAGGAGAAAGACAUGGAAGAUGACAUAGUGGAUUUUUUGAACACUCGCAUCUUGACGUUCGAAGAGACAGACACCAGCUUUGUUCUUCCCUGCCCCACCUGCCCCAGAAAGAAUGAAGAGGAAACAAAAUUAAACGAAAUAUUUGUCGACAAAAAUUCAGGUUACUUUGUGUGCCCCUGGUGCUGCCGUGACGGGACGUGGGAGGAGUUGAUGGCAUUGCUAGACACGAGAGAAGACUCCCUGACCGCUAACCAACUCAUCGCCUACCUUGAUAGUGCGUUACCUGUGGCGGAGGUGGCGGAUGACUGGCUUAACGAGUCCCCGCUGAAGAAUAUCAGCCGAGUCACCCUUGAGAAAUUUGCCGCACGGGUCACCGCUGACAGGUCCCGCCUUCUUCUCCCAGUCACUGAUCACCUGGGAGACACUGUGGGAGUAGAGAGUGUGUCCCUGUUGCACCACCUCCCCCAGAUAAUUCGUCGUUUCGUCACCGGCCAAUCACGUGUCUUCUCCCCUCCAACCACCACCACCACCACCAGCAGGAGAGAGCGAGUGGUAGUGGUGCCAACUUGCUGCGAUGUGCUGACAUUGGCUGAGUGUGGUGUGUAUGCGGUGUCUCUGCCCUCUGAAGAUGUGUCAACGUUGGAGCAACACAUUGCGACCUAUGACCUGACAGAGGUGCUUGUGUGGUGUCGCGGCCUUCCCCCUCCACGCCCCCUCCUGCUUGCCCUCAUCCAGACUGGGGUGGCUUGUUCUCUAGUACAGUCAGCCGAGAACGACACACCUGUUUACCUCAAAUCAGGGACAGAGAUAAAGACAUCCCUGAACAAGACCAUUCCUGUCCUGUCCAGCGCCACCACAACCUUCUCUCAGAUCAAAGAUAAAGUGUAUUACAGGCUCACACAUAAGGAAGAGACAUGCGGCGUCCAGUGGCGGAGGUUCGCGGGGCUCAACGACAUCCUUCUGGGGCACCGGCCUGGGGAGCUAACAGUGCUGACUGGCCCAACAGGGUGCGGCAAGACGACCCUGAUGGCUGAGUACUCCCUGGACCUGUGUUGCCAAGGGGUUCCGACGCUGUGGGGAAGCUUUGAGGUAAGUGUGGUGAGGCUGUGUGAGGUAAUGCUACAGCAGUACUCUGGCUCACCGCUGCCUCAGGAGCUACACCAGUUCAACACCUUGGCUUCACAGUUCUCCACACUGCCUCUCCACUUCCUCACCUACCACGGCCAGCAUGAUGUGAAGGCGGUGGUCAAGGCGAUGAGGGAGGCGGUGCAGGUGUGGGGGGUACAGCACAUCAUCAUCGACAACCUUCAGUUCAUGCUUGGGACGGGAAAGUCUGGGUCCUCGGCAGAGAGGUGGUGGGAACAAGAUUUAGCUGUUUCGAGUCUGAGAAGAUUCGCGACUCAGACCGGCUGUCACGUUACUGUCAUAGCUCACCCUAAGAAGGUACCAGAGGGCCAGCUGCUUGGGAUUGACAGUGUGUUUGGAAGUGCCAAGGUCACACAGGAGGCAGAUAAUGUUAUGAUAUUGCAGGUCAAAGCAGCGACCUCUUCCUUGACCUCUAGCAGAAAAGUCUUGCAAGUGGUGAAAAACCGGUAUGGGGGUCAGCUGGGUGACCUUCCCCUGCGGUUCCACAAGGACUCCCUGACCUUAUCGUCGUGUUUCAGGCAAAAGGUCAGAGAGAGGUCACAGAAGGGAGAGAGAGAGGGAAGUGGAGGGUCUCUGAAAAAGAUCAAUAUUAAAGGUUUGUCUAGAUUAGGGUUGUAAAAGAGAGAGAGAGAGAGAGAACUUUCAUCCCUCUCUCUCUCUCUCUCUCUCUCUCUCUCUCUCUCUCUCUCUCUCUCUCUCUCUCUCUCUCUCUCUCUCUCCUAUGGUUUGUAUUAAAGAAAACUCACUCAAAUCUCAAAAUUAGGUAAGAAAAAUAGAGAUUAGCUUUAAAAUUGUGAAAAAAAGGAAGAAAAUAAGAAAGAAUUGUUGUUGUUGUUAUUAUUAUUA